AUGUUGGCUGCAGGUGGUGACCGCGUUAACCAGCGCGCUUUCGGCCACCAUGGAUCGCAAGAACAAGGGGCUGUCUCUAAAAAAAAUAAGAAGCUCUAUAGCUCUAUAGAGGACAGUCUCCCUCUUUCAGACAGAGAGGAAGAGACGGGCAGGAGUCUCCUUUCUGCUGAGAUUGUUUUGGAGGCGAAUUCAAGCAGGCUUUCAGGACAAGCUCAUACUUUUAAGGAGGACCAGAAGAUGGAAGAGGGAAAAAAGAAAAAGAGCGUAAAAAAGCUUGACCCCUCUAACUACACGGGAGAGAGAAAGGUGACGAACAUCAAGAGUAAAGGCCCAAGAUUAAGGAGUCAACGGCCUGAGGAGAAGAAAAAAAGCUUGAGAAAGAAAAAAGACGGCCCACACUGGUCUAACUAA
Messenger RNA from Trichophyton benhamiae CBS 112371, 411 nucleotides. RefSeq lists its product as uncharacterized. The coding region runs from base 1 to 411 and encodes 136 amino acids. The record is from RefSeq and is a predicted model, not a curated record. The transcript is spliced from 2 exons. NCBI's taxonomy places the organism in Eukaryota, Fungi, Ascomycota, Eurotiomycetes, Onygenales, Arthrodermataceae.